Molecule: messenger RNA, 1111 nt
Organism: Spinacia oleracea (spinach)
Lineage: Eukaryota; Viridiplantae; Streptophyta; Magnoliopsida; Caryophyllales; Amaranthaceae
Product: protein MHF1 homolog
Exons: 5
Coding region: 175-597 (140 amino acids)
Biological process (GO): replication fork processing; resolution of meiotic recombination intermediates
Cellular component (GO): FANCM-MHF complex
Molecular function (GO): protein heterodimerization activity; chromatin binding
Source: RefSeq, a predicted model, not a curated record
UCCUGCCCACCCCAGGCCAACAAAUCUAAAAGGGGAUAAAUCUUCCAAAACAAAAUCGCAAACAUGAACCAAGCCAAUAACACCAAAAUUUUCGCGCCUUAAAACUCCCAUCUUCUCCCUAUCAAUUCGAUUAUAAAUUCAAAAUAAAACAUCAUCAUCCCCAAAUUUCUGGAAAUGGAAAUAGAAAGGACAGGCAGCGACAUAGAAAUGGAGAGGGAAGAAGAAGAUGAUGAAGAAACCCUACUUCUCCGAGAUCGUUUUCGCCUUUCCGCCAUCUCCAUUGCCGAAUCUGAAGCGAAGAAGAAUGGAAUGCAGGCAUCGGAGCCAAUUGUUGCUUGUAUUUCCAAUUUGGCGUUCAAUUAUGCCGAGCAUCUUGCCAAAGACCUUGAGCUAUUUGCACGCCAUGCUGGUCGCAAAUUGGUGAAUACCGAGGAUGUCAUACUUGCAGCUCAUCGAAAUGAGAACCUUUCUCUGUCAUUAAGGACCUUCUGCAAUGAUCUAAAAGCCAAAGAACCUCAGUCAGAUAGAAGGCGGAAGAAAUCUUCAAGGAAGGAGGACAAAGCUACAACAAGUGCACUUGAGAUUGCUGACCUGUGAGAUUGCCUACUACUGUGCCAAUAUCAGCUGCAUCUUGCAGUGACGAAGGAUAUUGACACCCCUCUUCAAGUCAUAAGCAGAAGGAUGCCUGGAUUAGGUGUGGUUAGUACGGAGCGGAGCAAUAUCUAACAUGUAGUCAUUGAAUCCCAUAAAUCGACCGCAUUGUGGUUAGACGAGGAGAAACUCUUAAGCUAAGUAGAGAGUUUGUAUUUUUGUUUCCCCCCUUUUUUUUUGUGUAGGGUAAUGACAAUGGGUACAUGUUUCUACAAGAAUGCUAUGAAUUGAUGCAGCUACAGGCUGUUAAUAUUACCUGAUGCGUAAGUAAUUAAUCGCGGUCAUCACCGAAACUGUAAGUUGAUCGUUGGUCACUGCAGACUUGUUUGUACAAAAGUACUACGUAGUAUUAUCCUAGAAGAAUAAUGACUUAUUAACUGUUUUGUGCCAUUAGUCCUUGUACAUUUAAGGAUUUCUUUGAUUAUUUUCCAAUCCAUUUGGACCAUGUCCUUGUAGCUUA